CAACAUUACCAAAGUCCUCAUUGCCAACAGAGGAGAAAUCGCCUGCAGGGUGAUGCGAACAGCUAAAAAAAUGGGUAUACAGUCUGUGGCUGUUUACAGUGAGGCUGACAGGAACUCCAUGCAUGUGGAUAUGGCAGAUGAAGCGCAUUUCAUUGGUCCUGCUCCCUCUCAGCAGAGCUACCUAUCGAUGGAGAAAAUCAUUCAAGUGGCCAAGAUCUCUGCUGCACAGGCUAUCCAUCCUGGGUACGGUUUUCUUUCAGAAAACAUGGAAUUUGCUGAACUAUGUAAGCAAGAAGGAAUUAUUUUUAUAGGUCCUCCCUCGUCUGCAAUUAGGGACAUGGGUAUAAAGAGUACAUCCAAAUCCAUAAUGGCUGCUGCUGGAGUGCCUGUUGUGGAAGGUUAUCAUGGUGAGGACCAGACAGACCAGUGCCUGAGAGAGCAUGCUGGGAGGAUCGGCUACCCCGUCAUGAUCAAAGCCGUCCGUGGUGGAGGAGGAAAAGGUAUGAGGAUCGCCAGAUCGGAAAAAGAAUUUCAAGAACAGUUGGAAUCAGCCCGGAGGGAAGCGAAGAAGUCUUUCAAUGAUGACGCUAUGCUGAUUGAGAAGUUUGUGGACACUCCAAGGUGGGGUUAGCUU
This is a messenger RNA of Myotis lucifugus (little brown bat), 634 nucleotides long. RefSeq names its product methylcrotonoyl-CoA carboxylase subunit alpha, mitochondrial-like. The coding region runs from base 53 to 631 and encodes 192 amino acids. The record is from RefSeq and is a predicted model, not a curated record. Gene Ontology annotation, molecular function: metal ion binding; ATP binding; methylcrotonoyl-CoA carboxylase activity. Gene Ontology annotation, cellular component: mitochondrion. NCBI's taxonomy places the organism in Eukaryota, Metazoa, Chordata, Mammalia, Chiroptera, Vespertilionidae. The transcript is spliced from 5 exons.